Molecule: messenger RNA, 2857 nt
Organism: Nilaparvata lugens (brown planthopper)
Lineage: Eukaryota; Metazoa; Arthropoda; Insecta; Hemiptera; Delphacidae
Gene: Samtor
Product: S-adenosylmethionine sensor upstream of mTORC1
Exons: 5
Coding region: 166-1800 (544 amino acids)
Biological process (GO): negative regulation of TORC1 signaling
Molecular function (GO): RNA binding
Source: RefSeq, a predicted model, not a curated record
AAGUUCUUUAUAGGUUAUGUUUAUGUUUGCAUGUGAUUUUGUAAUGUUGACGGUUUUAAAACAAGUUUUAAAGUAAAAAACAAACACUUUACGACGUUUUAAUGAUUAUUUAAUUUACGUGAGUUAAUCUAGUAUUAUGCAAGUGUAUUAUGGAGUUUUCCGCUAAUGAUGGAAUUGCCACCACUCUUUGAAACAAGAAAAGUGCUAAUUGAACAUCUUGCUGCUAAAGUUCAUUCGCUCAAGUCAACUAUAUUAUGUACAAAAGAAAUUGCUGAAGAGUUGUCUCAAAAUUUAUCAAAUAGUGAAAUCAUUUCAUUGUUAAAGAAUGAAGAAGAAUUAGAGGAACGAAUAGAUAACUCUAGAGCAGGUCAACUACUCAAAAAGCAAUUACUAGGCGACGAUUUGUUUGUGGCUGUAUCAAACAUAGAUUCUGAAUUAUGCGCUCAGUUAACGGGCAUGCUCUUGGAAUUAGAUUAUGACACGAUUCAGUCGUUGAUUAAUGAUCCUCUACGUCUGAAGCAAGCCGUUCGCCGAGCUAAGCAGGAAUACAUCAAGUUUACAAAGGGUGACGUGAAGGAAGCAUUCGGCGAAGAACUGUUUGAGCUGGUGUGUGAGAGACACGCUGACGAGCAGUUGGCCAGUCAGCUGACAGGCAUGUUGCUCGAAUUGGACGCCACCACGUUGGGUCGACUAGUUAGCAAUCCGACUGAACUCGACGAUAAGAUCAGUGCUGCCUACACCUGUCUUAUGAACUCUGUCGACAAGCAAUUGCAGUUGGAGAAGAUGGCAUGCCAGGAGCACAAAGACCUGGCCAACACAAUCAAGGAGACUCAUGUCAAAUUGAGAAAAGCGGCAAGAGAGAGAGGAGGUGAUGAAGCAUGGCAAAUGCACGUGAAAGACGAAGAUACAUUGAAGGAGUACGCCUCAGCCAUGCACAAGCUAGCCACAGAGCACUGGGAUAAAAACGACAAGAAUGUCUCCAGAAUUCAAUGGGUGGUGCAAUUUUGUUCUGAAUAUUUCAAAAAUGGCGGACAAUUAAGAGCAGAACAGAGGGAAGAGAAUCUACACAGAGUUUUCAAGAAAAUUGAUUUGAGUGAAGAGAGUUUUGAACAGGAUUUGUAUAGAGAAAAUAAUAAUUGUGAUAAGGAACUUGAGAGUGGUGACAAAUUAUGUUUACUAGAUGUUGGUAGUUGUUACAAUCCUUUUAAAAACUUUGAUAUUUUUGAUCAUGUAAUCGCUGUUGAUUUAGUGCCUGCAACAGAGGAUGUCAUGCAGUGCGAUUUUUUAAAUUUAGACAUAGAUUUUGAUUCCUCAUCAAUUACAACAACAGAAUCUCCCUGCAAGAAGUUACCAGCGAGUUACUUCAAUGUCGUGGUGUUUUCGCUGCUAUUAGAGUACUUACCUUGUAAGAAACAACGAUGGACUUGCUGUGUAAAAGCGUGCAAACUUCUAAAGCCGAACGGCUUGUUAAUUAUAAUCACGCCAGAUUCUAAACAUGCAUCGGCUAAUUCGAAACUGAUGAAAAGUUGGAGACUUGCGUUGGCGGGUCUGGGGUUUAUAUUGGUGAAAAGCGAAAAACAUCAACAUUUGAAUUGUUUGGCUUAUCGUAAAUGUUUCAAUCCCAAAGUGGCAGCCUAUUGGUUGUCUCUGCAGAAGCCUGAGGAUUAUGUGCCUGAGACUAUAUGCAUUCCUCAAGAUUUUAGUAAUUAUAGUGAUGAUGAGGGGGAUACAGAAUUAGUUGUUUUAGAUAGAGACUCGAUUGUUGGUGAUUUUUCUGAAUUACCAUCUUUUGAUUUCUAAUCAACAAUAAAAAUAAAAAAUCCAAGUACCCUUAUUCAAUUUUUUUCCCUCACAGCAUGUUUCAACAGACAUUACAGUUGUAACUUGAGUAAACAAUUGAAAAAAGUACCUAGAUUUUUUAUUUUUAUUCUAGAUAAUUAAGAGUAGCCCUAUCAAAAAAGUCGAUUUCUAAGUUUGAAACUUUUGUUCUUGAAAUUUGAGUUUUUAUUAUCCCUUUUGAGCAUUAGUCAGGAGUAGGUUUGACUAGGGGAGGAAUCCAAUUGAUGGAAUUCUUUCAAUUACACAUUAUGAAUCAUAUCUAAAAAAUGUUUGUUGAUGUUGCAUUCGAUUUAUGAUUUUACUGUAGCCUACACUAAAUCAGUACCGGUAUAAUAAUAAACUAAUCUACUAAUCAGUAUAUUACAGUUUACUGAUUCCCAUAUAUGUUUUAUGGUUUUAUAUUUUGAAUGUACUGAACUUUUGAGCUUAUUCCUUUAGUCCUUGGUGACUAUUAAUUUUUACUUCUUGAUUGAGUCUUGGAGGCCAUAUUCAUUGAAUUUACCGUGUUCUGUAAUUAUAAAUCUAGACUAAAUUGAUUUGUUCCACCAAUGAACAUGGAUUUAUCAUUCUGCUGGGUAUUUUGAGAAUAACUUUAAUAUUUCUAUGUAGCUAUAUUUUACGUCAAAUCGAGCUGUAGAUAUCAAAUUGUAAUUAAUGUUCAAUUUCUUUCAUGAUAACCUGCAUAUAACUAAACUUGAAUUGAAUUUAUAGUAAGUUUAUUGUUUUAAAUAGUUACUAAAAAUAGAUUUAAGAACUGGUGAAAAUUGUCUACGUGAUAUUGCAGAAUGUGAAAUCUUUUAAGGUAUUCCUUUCAAAUGACUAUGCUAAGAAUUCGCUAUUUAAUAAAAGGUUUUUCAAUGCGAUUUUUGGAGAUUGAAGUAUAAAAUUUUGUGGGCAUGUUGCAAUUUUUAUUUUUAGAUCUUUUGUAAUUUUUCUACAAACCCAAUGAAUAAAUGUAACGAAAAUUUUAAUCUUUGUGAUUUUCAACACAUAUAAACUACUACCGUAUUGCAAAAAA